Messenger RNA from Glycine soja, 1469 nucleotides. Its product is annotated as probable carboxylesterase 15. Gene Ontology annotation, molecular function: hydrolase activity. The record is from RefSeq and is a predicted model, not a curated record. The transcript is spliced from 2 exons. Bases 255 to 1253 code for a protein of 332 amino acids. NCBI's taxonomy places the organism in Eukaryota, Viridiplantae, Streptophyta, Magnoliopsida, Fabales, Fabaceae.
GGUUGAUUAUAGUGGGCAAAAGUUUUAAUGCUGGACUUUGACAGUUCCACACCAGAGUGGUACCAAGAUACAAAAACCCUCCAUUCUCCUACGUACCCCACUACUAACAAAGUCACCAACGUAGCGCCAUAUUCUGGUAUCUUUUCGCCUCUUAUGUGUUUGUAUUUAUAGCCCCUCAUCACUCUCACUUUCCCUCACCACUAAGGUGUGUUUGGUUUAUAACGUAACCAAAACAACGUUUUUUUUUCUCUAAAAUGGCUUUCCCUCCCCACGUAGUAGAGGACUGCAUGGGCCUCCUCAAACUCCUGAGUGACGGCACCGUUUUGCGCUCCAAUAUCAACUUCCAAGAACAACCUCAACCUACCCAACACGACAACCUCGUACAAUUCAAAGACUUUGUCUUCCUCAAAAAAUUCAACCUCCACCUCCGUUUCUACAAACCCAAAUUUGAGGACAAUGAUGAUGACGACAACGAAAACAACAACAAGAAGUUGUUGCCCGUGGUGAUGUUUCUCCACGGCGGCGGCUUCUGCUUUGGCUCGCGCGCGUGGCCACACAUGCAUUCGUGCUGUGUGCGUCUUGCCACGAGCCUCCGUGCCGCCGUGGUGGCCCCGGACUACCGUCUCGCCCCAGAACACCGCCUUCCUGCCGCGGUGGACGACGGGGUGGAGGCCGUGCGGUGGCUCCAGCGGCAGAAGGGUCACCACGGCGGGGACGAGUGGGUGACCCGGGGUGUUGACUUUGACCGUGUUUUCAUCCUUGGUGACUCCUCUGGCGGGAACAUUGCUCACCACUUGGCGGUUCAGCUCGGACCCGGUUCGAGGGAGAUGGACCCGGUUCGCGUACGAGGUUACGUUCUGCUGGGCCCCUUUUUCGGUGGGGUGGUUCGGACUAGGUCGGAGGUGGGUCCACCGGAACAAAUGCUGACCCUUGAGUUGCUCGACAGAUUUUGGAGGCUGUCAAUACCUAUUGGAGAGACAAGAGAUCACCCAUUGGCGAACCCUUUUGGACCUAACAGUCCAAACCUUGGACAUGUGAAGCUUGACCCUAUCUUAGUAAUAGUUGGUGGCAAUGAAUUGCUGAAGGACAGAGCAGCGGACUAUGCAACAAGGUUAAGAGAACAAGGGAAGAACAUUGAAUACGUUGAGUUUGAGGGGAAGGAACAUGGCUUUCUCACUCAUGAUUCGCACUCAGAGGCUGCAGAAGAGCUCGUGCAAAUCAUUAAACGAUUCAUGCUUGAAAAUUCUAAUUAGAAUAUAUAUGUGAAAAAAAAAAAUAUCAUCAAAGGGUGUUAGACUUUUCAUAUGUAGUGAUCUAGAGUUAAUCCAUGUUUUCUAGUUUGGUAAAAAGGGUAAUAAGUGUACGUUGGUUGCAGAUGGAGAAUGUAGUCAAUUGUUAAUUUUAUAUAUGUUAUUUUUAACUAGAAAAUGCUGCAUUGCAAAGUUGUAAUUGCUAUCUUUUUUUUUUUU